Messenger RNA from Mytilinidion resinicola, 1337 nucleotides. RefSeq names its product protocatechuate-dioxygenase subunit beta. The record is from RefSeq and is a predicted model, not a curated record. The coding region runs from base 226 to 1275 and encodes 349 amino acids. Gene Ontology annotation, molecular function: ferrous iron binding; oxidoreductase activity. Lineage: Eukaryota; Fungi; Ascomycota; Dothideomycetes; Mytilinidiales; Mytilinidiaceae. The transcript is spliced from 2 exons.
UCUGGAGAUGUUACCGAUGGGUCAGGCGGUUUUUCUUAUCGUGUUCGGCAUGCGUGCGGAGUCAGUGUAGUCCUAAGGAGAAUAUUUCAGUGUUCCAGCUCUUCUUGGUUUCUUUGGUAUAGUUAUUUGAACUUUAGUUGAGAAACAAUCUUUCCACGUCUCAACCUCAUACCUCUUCCAUAUCCACCUUCCUUUCUCUUUACCCUCAUCUUCACAUAAGGCAUCAUGGGUAAAAUCGUAGCAGCUGUCGGCCUCUCCCACGCGCCUGGCGCGCUCGCCUUCCCCGAGACUGCCACUUCAGAAGCCCGCGAGCGCACCGAGAAAGCUACCAGAGAUCUAGGCAUCAGCCUGGAAGCAGCAAAACCAGACAUCAUCUUCGCCUUUCUCGACGACCAUUUCGAAAACUUCUACCGCAACCUCAUGCCCACCAUCGCCGUCAGCGUCGCCGAAACCCACGUCGGCCCCGCGGACCAGUGGAUGGAAACCCUCCGCAUCCCCAAGAAAACACAUUUCCCCGGCAACCCAAAAGUCGCGGAACACCUCAUCCACUCGCUGGUGGAAGAUGGGUUUGAUGUUGCGCGGACGGGGACGGUGGAGUACGGGAACAACCUCAUGAUGCCGUGGGUGCUCAUGCGGCCGGAGCUAGAGAACGUGGCGAUCAUCCCGAUUUUCCUGAACGUGUUCACGCCGCCGUUGAUGAAGUACUCGCGAGCGUUUGCGCUGGGGGAGGCGUGUCGGAAAGCGGCAUUGGCGCUGCCGGACGAGACGCGGGUCGCGUUCAUGUGUACGGGCGGUCUGUCGCAUUGGCCGCCGUACUGGAGCCCCACACAAGCCGGCGACCCACCCUCAGACCCGUUCCUGGCGCUGAUGAAGAAGUUCCAGACCGAGGGGAAGCCGGUGUUGAAGGAGCAUCCGGAUUUGCUGGCUAGGUUGGAUGACUAUGAGAUCGAGAUGGCGAAGAAGAACGAGUACCCGUUGAACUCGAAACAUCCGCUUGUCAAUUGGGAGUGGGAUCGAGGGUUCUUGGAUAAAUUCUGUGCGGGAGAUGGGAAGUGGUUGAGCGAGUUGACGUAUGCGGAGGUAGAGGAGGAGGCGGGGCAUGGUGGGCAUGAGGUGCUGAACUGGGUGGCGCUUUCUGGGGCUAUGAAUAGCAGCAAGGCGAAGAUGCUGCUGUAUGAGCCGGUCGUUGAGUGGAUUUGUGGGAUGGCUUAUGUCGAUUUUGAGGUUGGCAAGACGACCAACGGGGCGACGAACGGUACGAACGGUGCGCAUUAACUACAACGGUCAGUCUUUUUUAGUGUACUAGUCGAAAACAAUAAUGCGUAUUUCAUACGAGC